AUGUUAGCAAUGAAAAACCAAACCCUUCUGACAGAAUUCAUUCUCCUGGGACUAACAGAAAUCCCAGAGAUCCAAUUUGUAGUCUUUCUAUUUCUCUUCCUCACCUACAUAUUCAGCAUCAUUGGAAACCUCACAAUCAUCACACUUACACUACUGGACUCACACCUCCAGACUCCCAUGUAUUUCUUCCUCCGGAAUUUCUCCUUCCUAGAAAUUUCCUUUACAACCACCUUUACUCCUAGGCUGCUGUUCAGCAUCACAACUGGCAACAAGAGCAUUAGCUUUGCUGGCUGCUUCACUCAGUAUUUCUUUGCCAUCUUCUUUGGAGCCACAGAGUUUUACCUUCUGGCUGCCAUGUCCUAUGACCGCUAUGUGGCUAUAUGCAAACCCCUGCAUUACAUGACCAUUAUGAGCAACAGAGUCUGCAUUCAGCUGGUUUUCUUCUCUUGGUUGGCUGGAUUUCUAAUCAUCAUAUCCCCAAUCAUCCUGACCAGUCAGCUGGAUUUCUGUGCCUCCAACAUACUGAAUCAUUAUUAUUGUGACUACGGACCCCUGCUAGAAAUAUCUUGCUCAGACACAAGACUCUUAGAGCUGGUUGACUUUAUCUUAGCAGCUGUGACGUUGGUGGUCACCCUGGUGCUGGUGAUUCUCUCCUACACAAGCAUCAUCUGGACCAUCCUCAAGAUCCCAUCUGCUCAGCAAAGGAAAAAGGCCUUUUCCACAUGUUUUUCCCACAUGAUUGUCAUUGCCCUUUCUUAUGGCAGCUGCAUCUUCAUGUAUAUAAAACCCUCAGCCAAAGAAGGAGUUGCCUUCAAUAAGGGGGUAGCUGUGCUCAAUACCUCAGUUGCCCCUUUAUUGAACCCAUUCAUUUACACUUUAAGGAAUAAACAAGUAAAACAGGCCUUCAAGGAUGUCAUCAAAAAGGUUAUGAGCAUUUGGUGA
This is a messenger RNA of Canis lupus familiaris (dog), 942 nucleotides long. RefSeq names its product olfactory receptor family 6 subfamily C member 63 (gene OR6C63). NCBI's taxonomy places the organism in Eukaryota, Metazoa, Chordata, Mammalia, Carnivora, Canidae. The transcript has a single exon. Gene Ontology annotation, cellular component: membrane. The record is from RefSeq and is marked inferred. Gene Ontology annotation, molecular function: G protein-coupled receptor activity; olfactory receptor activity. The coding region runs from base 1 to 942 and encodes 313 amino acids. Gene Ontology annotation, biological process: G protein-coupled receptor signaling pathway.